UUGAACAUGUUCCCAUCGUUUUCGCCAAGGGUUCUCAGUGCUGGUACUGUAGCCGUAUUCUGCGGUGGACUGAGUUGUUUGAUGCUGGACACGGUCGUACCUGUGUUUAGAAUUCACAAUGGAGCAGGUUCCGGACUUGGGGUUUUGCUUCUUCUAUUUAGCGUUGUAUUGAUGGACGUCAUAAGGUUAGACCCAAGCCCCCACCACACGUGGGCAUCGCUCUUGAAACAGUAUAUAUGGUUGAAGAAAGGUUACAUCAGAGCAUGCUUGACACCCAGCUACCGCCCUAUCCUAAGAGAUGCUAUGCAUCACCAAAGAACCGUUCUAAAAAGUAUUCUCAAGAAGGGUUCUGGAACCGCAUAUGGACGUGAUAACGCCUUUGAUUCUGUAACAUGUCUCGAAGAAUUUCGGUGUCAGCAGGGUCUUACAUCCCACGAGAACUAUGACAUGUACAUCCAGCGUAUGAUACACGGAGAGCCCGAUGUCAUGUUUCCCGGACAGCCUGACUAUUUCACUUUGACUUCUGGUACUUCUUCUGGGAAAAGUAAGCUCUAUCCCAGACAAAUGGCGUGCAAUUUGCAGAUGUUUACCAUUUACAAUAUCCACACACGGAGGGAGCUGCUUAAUAUUCCCAACGUUGGCAAGCUCAAGUUCUGGUUGGACGUGAGGACACCACCGAGUGUCACGAAGUCUCCGAGUGGAGUCAGACAAGGUCCUGCUAGUGGAGCUGGGUCAUUCGUCUGUCGCUUUAGACCAUCACCUGAUGCUGCUUACGAAAUAAGACAGGAGCAUGCGUCUUUAUAUGUCCAUGCAUUGUUUGGUCUGACAUGUAAAGAUGUCACCCUGCUAAGCACCCUCACUGCACCUACAGCUUUGAACUUCUUCAGGCUCAUUGAGACACAAUGGGAAGCCAUGUGUGGUGACAUUGAAAGGGGAAGCAUCUCCGAGUGUCGUGGCCUGGGGGAAGACUUGAGACACAAGCUUCAGAAGCAUCUGACUGCUGAUGCAAGGAGAGCUGGUGAACUAAGACGUAUAUUCAAGGAAGGUUUCCACAAUAUUGGGCCACGAGUCUGGCCAUGUUUGUCAGUGUUGCAUACGGCGUCGUCAGGAGCUUACAUUCCAGCGGCGAAUAUUCUGAGACGAAAGUACAUAAUAGACGUCCCAAUAACCUCCAGCAGACACGUGGCGUCCGAGGGACUGUAUGGCAUCAACAUGGACAUCAGAGACCAGACGAAGACGGAGUAUACCAUCCUGCCUGAACAAGUGUUUUACGAAUUCAUCCACGAACUGGAUGUUGAUCAAGUUAACCCACAGUCGUUGCUGGCUCAUGAGGUGGUUCCUGGGCAGAGUUAUGAGAUGGUUAUUACGAACUGGUCUGGACUGUACAGGUAUAGGACAGGAGACAUCAUCCGCGUUACCAGUUUCACUGGCCAGGCCCCCAACUAUGUUCUACAACAACGGAGGGGAGACGGGUAUGACAAGUACCCAGAGUUCAUGUUCACUGAGGCUGUUUUAAAAGCUUCCAGAGCUUGGACGUCAGGGACGAUGCUCAACUACAUGGCUGCCGGCAACAUCAUCGUUGAGGAACUUACUGGUGAACUAUCCACGACAGCGCACGUGUAUGUCUUCAUCGAACUGAUUGGUGAUGGAGCUUUGACUGAUCGUGAAAAAGAUACGAUCGAUGCAAGUCUUCAAGACACCCAGGAUAGAUACAAACGGUUCCGUUCCAGUGGGAACUAUGCCCCUGCAGCAGUAAUACAAGUGAAGCCUGGGACCUUUGAGGAAGUGAAGCAGAUUCACAUGAAGCUGAACCCUGACCUGUACGCCCAACAGUUCAAGUACCCGAAGUUCAUCAAGCAUAAGGACGUUGUUGCUUGUCUCCUGUCCCACAGAGUCAGGUCUCCCAGCUGACCUGCUGAUCUUCUGACGUGCCUGUUGUGUGCUAAAUCAUGUCAUCUGCUGUUCUUCUUAUAUGCCUAUUGUAUGCUAAACCAAGUCCAUCUGUUGAAAUAUUAAUACAAUUUGGUGUCAAUCUCACUCAACUUCAUUGAU
Molecule: messenger RNA, 2052 nt
Organism: Haliotis rufescens (red abalone)
Lineage: Eukaryota; Metazoa; Mollusca; Gastropoda; Lepetellida; Haliotidae
Product: probable indole-3-acetic acid-amido synthetase GH3.9
Exons: 7
Coding region: 7-1911 (634 amino acids)
Cellular component (GO): cytoplasm
Molecular function (GO): acid-amino acid ligase activity
Source: RefSeq, a predicted model, not a curated record